UCCCCUCCCAGAUGACACCUCCCUCCACACUGCCAGCCGCCUGCCCCUCGCUCCCCAAAUACCACAACUGCCCCCUUUACACACACACACAACAGUGAGUGAGGUGGGCAGGCAGAGAAACAGGAGGGUGGACAGAACCUCUGUGAGAGGAAGGAAAGACUAAGUCAGAAGAGAGAGAGAGGAAGAAAGGGAAGAGUUCCUUUCACUCAGUCACAUUAGUGGGCGCGUGCAGUAAGGAGCAACACAUCACACUUCUGGUCCACCUGAACACCAGCAAAUAAACAUCUACAAGCAUCUGCAGCUACCAAGAAACAGGGGCACAACAAAAAAGGAACUGCUAACGGAUUAGUAAUACAGAAGGUACUGACUGGACAAAUAACAUUGACUCUUCUACAAGGACUGUUCAACCACCUCACAGGUUUGGUCAAGGAAGGAGCUACAGGAGGCAACUUUCACUCCGAGUGUUGACCGUGAGAAGAGAAGUACCGUGAACAACAAAGAGACGACCCAAGUGAUCCCCAUCAUUACGAACACUUAGGAGGAGCCAACAUGAGUCUGUCUCGAAACGGGACUCUGGACAAGUCGCUGACCCAGAUGGGCAACUCGGACCUCGGCGAUCACAUACACAACCGCCUCCACCACACCAACUCCGUCUCGUCCAGCACAGUGCCAGCAAGCGGCGGGGGUGGCGCCGCCAAUGUGGUGGUGCCGCCCCCCUACUCGUUGGCUGGCAGCGGUGGUGGCGGAGCAGGCACUGGCGAGGUUCCGCUCGAGCUGCGUGGCUCACUGGACUGCUGGGCGUGCUCGGUGUUGGUGACCAUGCAGAACCUCAUCAUCGCCACCAUCAACGGCAUCCUGGCCAGCAUCGUGUUCGGCCUCAUCCUGCUGCCUGCCCUCGUCAUGCUCGUGUUCGGCUUCCUGUGCCAUUCCUCAGUGCAGCCCCACGGCACGUCGGUGUACUGCUCGGACCUGCUGAACGACGAGGGCUGCGUGGCGCUGCUGGUGGUGGGCUUCCUGCUGCUGACGCCGCUCCUGGUGCUGGCGCUGGCCGCCUACUGCCGCCUGGCGCGCCACCUGCAGCUGGGCCUCUGCUUCAUCCCCUACAGCCGCGCCGUCUACAAGAACCUGCCCGCCUCGCACCACCGCGGCCUGAGCUGCUGCACCGAGCAGGGCAUCGAGCGCGAGGGCAAGGGCAGCGUGUGGGUGUAAGGCGCUGGACGAGAGAGAGAGAGAGAGAGAGAGAGAGAGAGAGAGGAGGUGGGCGGAGUCGACCUGGAGCUGGACAGGGGCCCACGUACAGGUGGAGUUUUGGGGUUUUUAGUCCAGUCUUCCAGUUAAAGUCAUUCAUGGAGUGCUGGACACAUUAAUGAUCAGGAUUGAGUUGGUGAAGUGACCAGUGAUGUGGAUAUAUUAGUCAUCCAGUACGCUGACUUGAUUGGUAGGGUGGUGAAUUUGAAUCUCCACCAGAAAGGGUGCAUUCAGGAACAGCAGGAUGCAUGUAAUGCAGAUAGACAGGACAAGACAUAACAAUGAAAAUGUAAUAUUACACACCUUACCUUACACUAGAGCAUUUUUCUUGUGUACAUUUUUAUACUUUGUAGAUACAUGUUUUUUCUACUCUGCUAGACUCAAUAAACAGAUUUUUGUCUCCCUGAAAUGAAUGUGAGAAA
This is a messenger RNA of Alosa alosa (allis shad), 1670 nucleotides long. RefSeq names its product transmembrane protein 88 a (gene tmem88a). NCBI's taxonomy places the organism in Eukaryota, Metazoa, Chordata, Actinopteri, Clupeiformes, Clupeidae. The coding region runs from base 550 to 1209 and encodes 219 amino acids. Gene Ontology annotation, molecular function: PDZ domain binding. The transcript has 3 exons. The record is from RefSeq and is a predicted model, not a curated record. Gene Ontology annotation, cellular component: plasma membrane.